Psammomys obesus (fat sand rat) is the source of this 5304-nucleotide messenger RNA. It is a transcript of the gene Tgoln2, whose product is annotated as trans-golgi network protein 2. The record is from RefSeq and is a predicted model, not a curated record. Bases 199 to 1257 code for a protein of 352 amino acids. NCBI's taxonomy places the organism in Eukaryota, Metazoa, Chordata, Mammalia, Rodentia, Muridae. Gene Ontology annotation, cellular component: trans-Golgi network transport vesicle; trans-Golgi network; endosome. The transcript has 4 exons.
ACUGAGAAAAAUAGGGAGGAAGAAAACGGCCGGACUUAGCUUCCCGCACACACCGGAAUCCCCAGUCGCUUACCGCCGGCGCCCUGGGGGCGGGGCUGCACCGGAAGAGAAACCCGCCGGAAAGGGAAGGGUCGCGCGCUUGAAAUCCCUUGCGCUGCUCUCACGUCAGCAGUAGAGGGCGGAAGUGCAGACUGCAGGAUGCGGUUCCUGGUUGCGUUGCUCCUGCUGAGUGUCGCAGUGGCGAGAGGUCUGCCGGCCAAUUCUAAGCCAGACAGCAUCCCAGGUAAAAGUGAUCCUCCGAUUCAGUCCUCAGACUCCAAACCCACGUCCCCGCUUUCUGAGAAGGCAGAGUCUUCUAAGCCGGGAGAGACUAGCAGUCAGAGGCAGCAGCAGCCCGCUAAAGAAGACCCGGAAAAACCGGAGGGGUCGACUACCCCAGCAGUUUCCAGGUCUGCGGAAUCUGGACAGCAGACCCCUUCCCCCAAUCUCAAGUUGGUUGAAUCCCCAAAGCAGCCCGGAACUACAGAUACCAAGUCGACGAACCUUGCACAGAAGCCCCUGUCAUCCGACUCCCAGGGAGAGUCUGGGCAAAAGCUCACAAAAGAUGGUUCUGAUAAGCCCACAAAUGAAUCUGACAAGCCCACAAAUGAUGAAUCUGACAAGCCCGCAAGUGAUGGUUCUGACAAGCCUACAAAUGAUGAUUCAGAGAAGUCUGUAAAACUCGAUACAGACAAGCCCACCUCCAAAUCUUUUGAAGAUAAAGAGUCCCCCAAGAAUGACAAAAUCCAGCCAGAAGCAAAUGGACAGAAACCAACGCCUACUUCCAAAACUGAAUCUGGGGAGAGAGUGGCAGGGGACUCUGACUUCUCAAAGCCGGAGGGAAGAGAGAAGUCUUCAGAGCCUCCUAACGAUGUGGAAACCAAGGAGGUUGAAGAGGGUGAUACUGAGCCAGAAGAGACCUCACCACUUGAAGAAGAGAAUGAGAAGGCGCUGGGCCCUUCCUCCAGCGAGAAGCGAGAGGGGACACUCACGGAGCCUGUGAAUGAUGACCUAUAUAAGGACAAUUCUGGAAACACCAGUGCACAGAGCAGUCACUUCUUCGCCUAUCUGGUGACCGCAGCUGUUCUUGUUGCUGUCCUCUAUAUUGCUUACCACAACAAACGGAAGAUUAUUGCUUUUGCCCUAGAAGGAAAAAGAUCCAAAGUCACUCGAAGGCCGAAGGCCAGUGACUACCAACGUUUGAACUUAAAGCUCUGAAUUUUUGUCUGCAAGAACCUUGUCCUCCCUGCUGAUUUGUUUCCGAAUCAAGAGAUGAAGAGACUGUGACCUCCUCUGGGGUUUGUUGGCAAGUCUGGGCUGGCAUUGCUGAGAUUGCUUCAGGUUUUGCACCUGCACUUUGGCGACACUGUACUCUGGUGAUGUCUUAUCUACUUUGUGUUCCCUUCAUGCUAGUGUGUUCCAUCAUCCUUUCUUCCUUAGCAUACAAGUGGGAGAACAUGUGGGAACAUGGCUGCGACCAAAGGAAGACUCCACCCGAGGCAGGCCACAUGGUGGACCGCCCUCCCAUAGCUUCUUUAUCUUUAACUCUAGGAACAAACCGUAGAGAGGUACUUUCUAGACAAGGUGUAGAUGGUGGGUGGGGUGCUGAUGGGCAGAGAGGGGUUUGAACACUUAUUCUCUACAGAGGCCUCAGCUGUAAACCAGAAUAGCAAGUUUAGAGAGCGUUAAGGUCUGUUCCAUCUGACAGUCUAUAUUUUUCUGAAAGUUUACACUCUUUGGUUGUACUAGCAUAAAAGGGAACUCAGGGUUUCACUUCCAUAGGAAUUUUUUUUAAGUAUGGUGAUGAUCAUUUAGCCACCCCAAUAGGAACUGCUUGAAAAGGGGCAGGUUUAUGCUUUGUGGAAGAAAACACAUAGGAGUGAUUUGGACUGCAGGAAAGGUUUUUCCACAAACUCAGCUUGCCUUUAUUGCCUACAAUAGAUGGAUAAAUACUUAGGAACUUACUGCACUCUCCACACUUUUCCUUGCUCUGUUUAAUGGUCCUCUCAUCCAAGACAUCAAAGGAAUGAGUAAAAUCUUUUCUGUCCUGUGACAUCUGGUUGUGAAACUGUAAGAAAACAAGCAGGUUCCCUGAGAUAACUGAGGAUGUCUUGGAUUAUGCUGUGUCUGGAGUUCCUGUCUAUGUGGUCAUGACUUAAGAGAGUCUCCACUAAUCUCAGGGAUGUGGAAAGUGGGAGGGGGAAACUAGGAGUCCUAUGCUGUUGGAGAGAUCAGCCUGAAAAAGAAAUGGCCCUGGAGUUCUUUCCCCAUGCUGACUGUAGUGUGUGCUUGAAGCUUUUAUUCUUGGCAGGGGCCACUCUGGACAUGAGAUCGUUGCUACUGUUCUCUCAGCUGUGCACAAGUCUUCUGUUGCUUUUUCCAAGCUGAGGAAGCCCUUCUCAGUCUCCUUCAGCCUUCUCCAACACUACUCUAGCUCCCCAUUUUCAUUUUCCCUUCCUCUGUAGGCCCGUUUGUGUGCUUCUGCAGCCUGUAUGCGUGCCCACACCUAUCCUGCUCUGGUUGGUGUUGCUUCCAUUACCUUGCUUGCUCUUCCUGACAGUUACACUUCUCUUCCUUUUUCUCAAGGCUCCUCAGUUAACAGAUCACCCAAUUCAACAGCUCAUUGCCACAGCUUGCUCUUAACACUUGGUAAUAAUGGAUGCUUGGGCUCCAUGCAUGCCAACUUUCUUAGUGUCUCUUGCAAAUUGUCCUUUGCCUUAUCUUAGGGGGGAGGGGAAGAGGGUGCCCAGGUCUCAUUGCUUUGACUGUCUUCAAUAAAUCCACCCAUUCUUCGUCUUCUCCUUGAUUCUCAUCUUUGUCUUUGGCCUCCUACCCAAGAACCCAGUUCUGCUAUCUGCUAAACAACUCAGCCACAUUGUGUGGUUGUCACUCUUGCACCUAUCAGAUUCCUCUGUCUAUCCUUACGUUUCUUUAAUUAUCUGAAAACUCUAGACUACAAACUAGCAACAUUUUUCUUUUUUUAAAAAAUUUUUUAAAUUUAUUUUAUGUGUAUUAGUGUGAAGAUACCAGAUUCCUUGGAAUUGGUGAUACAGACAGUUGUGAGCUGCCCUGUGGGUGCUGGGAAUUGAACCCGGGUCCUUUGGAAGAGCAGACAGUGCUCUUAACCACUGAGCCAUCUCUCCAGCCCUCAACAUUUUUCUUAUCACAGGAGUCCCAUUUCUUUCUGUUUUUAAAGAAACUCUAAUUAGGUAUACUCUCCAUUAAUUUUCAGGAACCACCUGAAUUGGGUUUCUUGACAUUAUUAGUUUUGGAAGCAUCAGUCAUUUCAGAAUGUGCGCUGGUCUGAAGUUUCUGUCUGAAGUUGUAUUCUAGACUGCAGAUUCCUUCUUGGCCUCACCAUCUGACACUCCCUGUUGCCUCUGCCCCCAGCACAGCCUUUGUGUUCCAGCUUCUUGUGGUUGCUCUAUGGUUAGGCUCCCCCCUCCUUUCAGUUUACCCAGGUCUUUGUGUUUUGAAGGACUCAGCUCACAUGCUUAUGUUCCUCCUAGCUUCAACACAUUUGAUUGAUUUUUUUCCAUUCCAUGCUGAUAGCUCUUAACGUCUCCCUUAUCUUAGAACUCCAACAUGACAUAGUUCUGAUGUUGCUGCGAUCUCCCCAAAACUAAGCCCCAAGAGACAGUCAUUGACAUUGCUAUAUGUGCCAGGGACCUCAUGGGUUACAUUUCUUGUUGGAGAUGUAACUGAAACCGGGGCUCACACAGCUCUUCCUAGCUGCUUGUUAUGGCCUUAUACUUGUUGACUUUUGCUUUUGAAGGGCAGGAAGAAAGGUUGAUUUUCAGGAACCAAGAUUGACAGUGAGUGGACGGACACAAGAAGUUUUGCCACAGAGUCUAAAAAGCCUCACCCCUUUGGGCUGCAGACAGUACAGUGGAGUUUGUUUCACUUGAGAAGUUGCACUGAAGGAGGUGGCUCCCACCAAAGAAAAGGCAUUUUCAGGCCUGUGUUUUUGAAGGUAGAAUACUUAAAGCAUAUUUUCCUAGAGAAUGUGUGGAUGGUGAUGGCCUGGCUGAGGCGUCUACACCAGAGGCUGGGCUGGCAUGUGGGAAGCACAUAAAGCCUAAAGUAGCAUUCCUAUAGACAAUAAUAUUCUGAGUGUGCUUUCCUGCGCAGCUUUUGGCUACGAGCAAUUUCUUACAGGGAACCUGCUUGCAUCAUAACAGUUAAUAGUUUGUUUUCCUGCUAUGGUUUAUAGAAGUUCUGGACCAAACACCUAACUAAAUGUGCUAACACAUUUUUCCCUGGAGACAGAGCUUUGUACCCUUAAGAAUUCCCCUGCUAUGGAUGCUCUUUCUUCUUUCUUCACCAAGGCAUAGUGUGCUUUGCACAAGUCUGAGCCAUUUGAAUGUAGAGAAGGGUGUGUCAAGCCCCGGGCCAUGUGGCCCUGUGAAGCAGUUUUCUCAAAACUCUUGGUAGGAAGGUUCAGUUUGGCAUUGCCUUAAGAAAGUUUUAAAGAACUAGAGAGAUGGCUCAGAGGUUAAGAGUUCUUCCAAAGGCCCUGAGUUCAAUUCCAAGCAACCAAAUGGUGGCUUACAACCAUCUAUAGUGAGAUCUGGUGCCCUUGUCUGGCAUGCAGGCACACAUGCAGGCAGAACACUGUAUAAAUAAUAAAUUUUUGAAAGAAAGGAAGGAAGGAAAAGAAAGCUAGCUGUAAAGAGUCUGGUGUGGUGAUGCAUGCCUUUAAUCCCACACUCAGAAGACAGAGGCACCAGGAGGCCAAAAGGAGCAUGAGGCCAGACUGGUCUAGAAUAGCAAGUUCCAGGCAGCCAAAGUUAGAAAGUGAGAGCCUGUUUCGAAAAACGAAAGAAAGCUGUAAAAUGUUAAAAUUUAAUCUAACUACUUCAGGAUGACUCAGCUCAUUUAGUUCCUUGCACAGAUAUAAGCUUAGAAACUCUGUAGUUUGGACCUCAACUUGCAUAGCAUAGCAAACUACCCAUGAAGCUGGCCUCCUCACACUGUGAUAGGAAUUUAAUUCAGACUACCAUGUUAAAUAAAUGAAUGUUGACAUUAUUUUCCUUGUCUUGUUUGCCCAAUUAGUAGAUUGCCACAGUUAGCCAUGUUUUGUAUUUCUAUCUUUUUUGAAACUUAACUAUAAUGGCUUAAUUGUAUUUUUUUAAAGGUUAUUGUGGUAUAAGUAUUUUUCAGCAUAUUUUACUGAGCUUCUGUAAAUGGCAUCUCAGUGUAGUUUCAUAUCAUUAUUGAAUAGAAACCAAAAUAAAAUUCAGUUAUCAAAGCAUUGAAACAUUA